AAACGUUUUGUAACGUUGUAUAUAAGUAUAUUUGAUAUUUCGUUGUCUUUUAAUUCCUUUAUGAAGGAAAAAAGAAGUGCAGACAUCAAUUUUCAAGGUUACCCGGAACUAUUUUAAGCGAGGACAAAUAAUCAGUUUCAUUGUACGCAUGUCUGUUAUUAAUAGGGAUCCCGGCUUGUUUUCCUGAAAUAUUUUCAAGUUGGGAAAGAAUGGGCAAAAAACACAAGAAGCAUCAUAAAUCUGAUAAGAAAAUACUCGAGCUUGAGGAGAAGCCAUCUGAAAAACCACUGAAAUUGGUAUUAAAAGUUACUGAACCAGUACCUGAAGUAUAUACUGGGGACACUGAAGAACGUAGGCAUAAACAUAAAAAGAAGAAAAAGAAAAAAUCCAGUGAAAAAGAAAAACACAGACACCAUGAAGAUGGACGUCCACAUAAAAGAGAGCGUGAUGAAUAUGAAUCUGAAUUACAUUCACAUUCUCCACCAUACUCCUCCCCUGCAGCAAAACAGUUAUUUUUGUCACCUCCUACAUCCACUCCGCAUCCUCCAGAUAAAGCAGCUGAAGAUGAUGAGCCUAUUGAAAAACGGAUGAAACUGUCUAACCAAGAAGAGGAACCAAGUAACAUGAAGACGUUCCUUAAGUAUAUGACAAAGCAAUUCCAAAGGAAAGAUACCCAUGGUUUCUUCGCCUUCCCAGUUAAUGAUGUCAUUGCUCCCGGUUAUUCAAGUAUCAUUCAAAAGCCCAUGGAUUUCAGCACAAUUCUUUCUAAAGUAGAUGACGAAGAGUAUGCUAGCACAAAAGAAUUCAAAAAAGAUUUUAUUCUUAUGUGUCAGAACGCUAUGAUCUACAACAGACCUGAGACUAUUUAUUAUAAAGAAGCGAGACGUUUACUUCACAUGGGAGUAAAACAAUUGAGCAAGGAGAACCUCCUUGGUAUGAAGCGUAACCUCGAUUUUAUGAAUGAAUUGACCAUGGAGGAACUUGGUCUGGAAGAUGAAAGUGAAGAUAACAUUAUCGGUGUCAAUGAUGAUAAUUUUGAUUCCGUCACAGAUGACCAGCAUUCCAAAGAAAAGAAGCACAAAAAACAGAAAACAAGCUUGAGUCGAUUUGAAGCGAUUCCCGAUAAUAUGACACCUGAAGAAAUUUUGGCACAAGCUCGUGCUGCAGCAAAAGAAGCCGCUGAUCUGCUUACAUUGAGACAACCGAAAGCACAGUAUGGUUUCUUAAGACGACGGAAAGAUGGUAGUACAUCUUUGACCAUCUUGAACCCAGAAAAUGAUGGAAAAGUCAGUGAUACUGAAAAAGUUGUGAACCUUGGAGCCUUGGCAUCAAAACUAACUAAUGGAACCGGAGUUCUAACAGGUUUUAAAGAAGAUAAGCGCAACAAGAUCUCUCCUGUGUCGUAUCUUAAUUAUGGUCCAUUCAGCAGUUAUGCUCCGUCGUUUGAUUCAUCUUUUGCCAACAUCACUAAAGAAGAAUCUGAUAUGCUUAUGACAACAUAUGGUGAUGAAACAGGAGUACAGUAUGCCAAAAGUAUAAUGGCCUUUGCAGAUUCUACAGGGGAUUACACUAUUAAAAUGGUUGACAAUCUAUUAGAUGUUCUAACAAACGGAGAACACAGCCGUGUGCAAGGACAAAUUGACCAACGGAAGAAAGAAGAAAGUAAGAAACAAGCUCAAGCUGCAGCUGAACUUGACCAAGCAAUGGCUGCUGCUAGUGCAGAUACAAGCUCACAGGACCCAUACGAUGUUGACUUCGAAUCUCUGAAAACUUUGUCAAGUGACCUUGGAAUGGAUUUGUCAUUCCUGGAUCAUUUUGAAAAGGAAAUCAGCAAAGAGAAGGAAUUACAGCAAAAGUUAGACUACACUGCAGGUCUUAUUCAAGAUCUUCAUUCCACACAGCAUGAUCGUCUCAGUGCUAAACCACCAGUUCAUCUGGCCUUUGUUCCUGGGCCUUCACAAAAGGAAGCACAACUUGCCAAUAAAGUAACUCAAGAACUGCGAGAAUUAGCCAAACAGGCUAAUCCAGGUGCUGUUGUCAGUGUUAAAGCUCUACGUAAUGCCAUGGGGAUUUCAAAUAAUCCCAUUGAUGAUCUCCUAGAUCCUUACAAUCUGGAUGAUGAUGAUAACGGUCAAGCUUUGUUGUCUGCUGUCGGACAAGGAGAAGAGUCUGCUUUACCAAUGGACAUAGAACAAGAGCUUAACGACUUUCUUGAACAGGGUUCCUUGUUGAAGCCUAGCCAGUCACCCAAAGAUACCAAAGUUGGUUUGGAUCAGAACACUGCUCUUUAAGUUGACUGAAUUAAUUAUUUUGAUUUUGAGAAGAGUGACGAACCAUAAACGAAUAUACAAACAAAACAGAACAUUCAUAUUUGAUUGCCUAUUAUUUUGGUAUUCCACCACAGUUUAUCAUAAUUUUUUUUUUUUGUUUUUUAAACCAUUCCCAUUGUUUUAUCAAUAUAUUUGGAACUCAUUUGUUUUUAUAUACAGAUAUAUUUCUCUCAAUGAUUUAUCUUUCCAACAUUUACACAUGUAUUUUCAUAUUCCACAUGUACCUUCUCUUCCUCUUCCCUUUUUUCAGAAGUUAUUAGUCAAGUUACCCGAUUUAUACAUAUUGUUUAUUUCCUCAUCCUAUUUAAUCCCGAGCCAUUAAAGACCAGCUAAAGUUCAAAAUCUGUUCAUCAUUUGUCACACUCACUCUCCAACAGGGUAUGAGACGUUUUGGCACAGCCGUUUUGGCAUCACUGGUUCCAUGCUGACUUACUUGACAUCGGCUAUUUUACUGUUUCUCUCCUUUUGAUUUUACUCUCUGUAAAUGUAUUGAAGAGAGGUGAAAGUGCUUAAGUCACUUGCGUUCAAUUAAUGAAUUGUAUUCUCUCUCUCUCACUCUCUGAUUGAACAUCUAGUUAUGUUUGCAUGUGUAAUGCCCCCCUCUCUCUAUAUAUAUAUAUUUUAUAAUUCUGUACAUGUGUGUGUGUGUGUGCAUGUAUGUUUACCUCCAGCACCAUAAAGUACCAUCAGCAAAAUAGACUGAAUGUCCAAUCAGCUGUGUCAAACCAUCAGCGCCCAAACAGCUGCACCCAAUCGUCUCACCCCCAUCUCCAACACCUAUUUGUUAUGGAUCACCAAAAUUAGCAUUAUUCAAACAGCCGACACUUCAUUAAUGUCGCAAUUAGUGCUCGAAUCUUCAUUUGGACCUUGAUCAACUUGGAAAUAUAUAUAUAUAUUCCACUUUUCUCAUCACUCAUCAGCAAGUUCUUUUUUUUUUUUUUUUUUUUGUCUCCUUCAUUCAAACAUUUUUGAAAGAAGAAAUCUUCUCUCUGUCUUCUAAUCCUUUAAAAAAAUUUUAUUCUUCCUUAAGAACUACAUUGUCGAUGAAACCUUACAGAAAACACUUCACCUUUCAUCUGUUGUUAAUAUUGUACAUCUAUUUAUUGGUGGUUGUUUCAUUUAGUAUUCAUUGCUGUAUUUUUCAUUUAUUUUUUUAACGAAAGAAAAAUUAUAUCAAACACUUAUGUACAGAAUAGAAGUAAACUGAAAUUAUUAUUAUUAUUAUUAUUUUUUUUUUUUUACAUUUUACUUCUGAAGAAUUGUAGUAGCAGUAGAAACAAUGCAGAGGGCAGCAGGCCUAAUCAGAUUCCUUCUUGUAUCUUGUUCAGUGGCUCAUAGUUUUUAAAACAUGGAUAGCUUUUGAUCCAUUGAUUCAAUUAUACUUUUAUCUGCUUCUGUUAAUGGCCAUGUGACUAGCUAAAACAAAAACAAAAACAAAAAAUGUAAAUAAGUGUAAAGAAAGAAUACACUGAUUUCUUUUUAACUUUCUAUUCUUUGAUUGUUUAACAAAAGCAAAAAAAAUAAAUAAAUUAUCUUGCACAAGUUUGAUAAAUAGGACCAAUUGCUUAACUUUUCCUGAUCAGAUAUAUUUCUUAAUCCCUGUUGAUUUCAGGGGAGAUAAGGAAGGAUGGACUAAAACAGCUUCUUGUCAUCUGGACCAGGAGGAAUUCAAGUCCACAUUGCAAGCAAUUGAAACCUCUAUCAACUUACUGCUGCUGCUGCUUAUAAUGAAAUGUACCACCUCAUGGAAUCUAUUUAUGAAUAGGAGGGUCAUUGAUACCUGAGACUCAACUAUGAAAACCUUCAGCUUUCCACUGAAAAAUCCACUGAAACAUUUAGAUACCUGGGGUUGUAAACCUGUCUUCUUGUUCUUAAACGUUAGAAAGGCAGUGAGCUGGCAGAAUUGUUAGUAUCAGAAAAAAAUGCUUUGUGGCAUUCAUUCCUGUUGUUAACGUUCUGAGUUCAAAUCCUGCCAUGGUCAACUUUGCCUUUCAUUCCUCUAAGGUCAACAAAAUAAGGUACCAGUCAUGUACUGGGGUUAAUGUUAUUGACUAAUCCCCCCUCCCGCUGAAAAUUGCUGGCCUUGUGCCAAAAUUAGAAUUCUUUAUUAAAUGUCAGAAGUCUGAAACUUUAAAAUUUUAUCACUUACAAAUUAAUAUUUUCACUUUAAGAAUUACCAUUAUCAAUCAUAUUAAUUAAAAACAUCAUCAACAUUUUUCUUUAACCAAAGUUCAAACUUUGGAAGAGAUUAACCACUUUGAUACUGUCUAUCAAUUCAAAAACUGAUUUACUAUUAGUUUCAGUUUACACAAAAAAAAAAGAAAGAAAGAAAAAAAGCAAAUGAAGUCUCUAUUACCAAUUUGAAUUAAAUAUUUUGCUUAAUUAAUAAAAACAAAAUCUUUCCAAUAA
Messenger RNA from Octopus bimaculoides (California two-spot octopus), 4739 nucleotides. RefSeq names its product bromodomain-containing protein 7. Lineage: Eukaryota; Metazoa; Mollusca; Cephalopoda; Octopoda; Octopodidae. Gene Ontology annotation, cellular component: nucleus. Gene Ontology annotation, biological process: regulation of transcription by RNA polymerase II. The record is from RefSeq and is a predicted model, not a curated record.